Molecule: messenger RNA, 540 nt
Organism: Rotaria sp. Silwood1
Lineage: Eukaryota; Metazoa; Rotifera; Eurotatoria; Philodinida; Philodinidae
Source: the annotation of a GenBank genome assembly
AUGCAAGCAGCACUUACUACUGCAUUUUGGGGUUUCUUCAGAUCCGGUGAAUUAUUUCCUGAUAAAUUUUCUCCACGCUUACAUGUUACAAAAGCUGAUGUUCAAUAUGAUAUAAACUGCAUUAUUAUUCAUUUAAAAUCAUCAAAAACUGAUAUAGAACGGAGAGGAGCGAAUAUUCGUUUGUUUAAAAACGGAUCUAUUAAUUGUGCAGUUCAUGCUUUAAAUUGUUUUACUCUUCUUCGCAACAGCAAUAAUCAUGAUUCUCCUUUCUUUCUUUUACCCAACGGUCAAGCAUUUACUCGUCGUGCUUUUAUCUUCAAUUUAAGACAUUUAUUGCUUCAAUUAGGUUAUGAAGCUUCUGCUUAUAGUAGACAUAGUCUACGGGUAGGAGCAGCUACAUCUGCAGCGGCGGCUGGUAUUCCUGAUCAUUUAAUACAAACUCUAGGUCGUUGGUCUUCGUUGUCUUAUUUACGUUACAUCCGUGUCAGUGAUACUGUUAUUCUUCAAGCUCAUAAUAAAAUAUUGCAGUUUUCUUCUUAG